GAUGGAUGGAUGUACCUAAAUAAAUAUUCCCCAUAUAUUAAAGGUUAAUAUUUGAAAAAUAAGCUGUUGCACAUAUUUAUAGAAAAAUGUUACAUGUAAUUUUUAGAGAAGACAAUCCUAUUAAAAGGUAAUAUUCGAAAAAACUCUACACGCGUUAGAUGCGCCCCUGAUUUUACUAACGUCUUGUGAAAAAUAGUUUGUGCGGAUAUUUUAAGCACUGCGCCAGCGCGGCAUCUAUAUUUGUCCAGGAAUCCAUCGAAUCAUCCAUCAGUUCAUUCCUCCAUCCGUCCAUCCACGGAGAGACACACGCGGCCUCCCACGGCACGCGUCCGCCUACGUCACGCGCCAGGAAUGCGAUGACGAGAGCACGGGCCUGUGGAAAAAGGCAGAAUCCCCGAGAAAAAAUGAGAGGGUAGGGAAAACACUGACGGAAAAAAGGGAAGCCCGACAAACUGCGAAAAGUUUGUUUUGAGAGUUCAGUGCCGGCUGGGAGCGAAACCAGGGAAGGAUUGACAAGUGGAAUUCGCACGUCUGGCGGGGCGCAACAAGUGCUGGAGGAUUGUGCGAGAUACUCAAACAUGAGAAACGUGAGCACAAGGAGACUGUAGCGAAAAGGGGCACUUCAGCAUUUAAAAGAAUUCAGAGAUGUCUGGUCCGACCUGGCUACCACCCAAGACCAUGGGAAGUCCGGAGAGACCCGGCCCUCACGUGUCGCAGGCUGGCUCAGGCUUUUACAGACCCCCUCAGAAGGUAGCCGGGGAAAGCCGGCCCAGAUACGGAGCCUACGACCAGAACGGCAGCGCCAGCGGGAUGGGCGCCAGGUUCAUGGCAGCGGGACCCUCAGGAGGGGUCACGACAUUCCCUGAGGAUUCUGGGUCACCCGGCUUCCGCCCACUCUCACCCAAGUCCAGCGACCACUAUUAUGGCUCCAAAGAGGACCGCUCCCCCUGGAAUCCGCACAUGGGCCCGUACAGCUCGCAGAACCGAGGUCCAGACAAGCCUGGAGGACACCUCACCAACAUCGAUGCAGAGAUUGACUCGUUGACCUGCAUGCUGGCAGACCUGGACAGUCGCCCCCAGAACUCAAGAACACAGGUGUAUGACAACGUGCCUUACACUAAGCACCUUCCGGCGGAGCGAUACAAGCCUGUGGCCCAGACUGGCACGCCCCCCCUGGGCCGGUCCUCUGUGGGAUAUGGCCCAUAUUCCCCCUCCCCAUACCAUCUGGGAUCUCCCUAUGCCGGGGAAGCCCCGGUCACUGGCCCCCAGCAGGAGUACCUCUACUCCCCCCCGCCGAGGCAGUACCCCCAGCCCGUGCCGGCCUCCUACAGCACUGCCUCCACCCCCAUGGGCCCCCGCUUCAGCGUGCAGGUCAGGACAGCGCAGCCGGUGACCUACUCACAGCCGGGCCAGCACGCCGAGCAGGCCUAUGCCCCCCCUCCACCUCGGCCACAGGACACCCCGCACUCCUACCCUGAAGCUACUCCAGGACAGGCGCCUUGGUACCCCAUCUCGGCCCGGGAACAGGAGCCCGUGGGUGUCUACAAAGGGGGUGCUGUUGGUACAGGCCCCCGGUCCAGCCAGGGAUCCCUGCCAAAGAGGAGCGCUGACGCACAGCCCCCAACCCCCAGCCAUGGGCCCACCUACCCCGCUGGCAAGGGGGCUGUACCGAGGCCAGAAGAGGAGCUGGAGAGGUUGACUAAGAAACUGGUGUACGACAUGAAUCACCCCCACACUGAGGAGUACUUUGGACGCUGUGCACGCUGCGGCAACAACGUGCUGGGUGACGGCAGCGGCUGUGUGGCCAUGGAGCAGGUCUUCCAUGUCGACUGCUUCACCUGCAUCACAUGCCACACUCGCCUGCGCGGACAGCCCUUCUACGCGCUAGACAAGAAGAGCUACUGCGAAAGCUGCUAUAUCAGCACGCUGGAGCGCUGCACCAAGUGCUCCCAGCCCAUCCUGGACCGCAUGCUACGUGCCAUGGGCAAGGCGUACCACCCGCGUUGCUUCACCUGCGUGGUGUGCGGCUGCUGCUUGGACGGCGUGCCCUUCACUGUGGAUGCAACCUCGCAGAUCCACUGCAUUGACGACUUCCACAGGAAGUUCGCCCCACGGUGCUCAGUGUGUGGUCAGGCCAUCAUGCCGGAGCCGGGCCAGGAGGAGACUGUGAGGAUCGUAGCUCUGGACCGUAGCUUCCACGUCAACUGCUACAUGUGUGAGGAAUGCGGCCUGCUGCUGUCGUCGGAGGGGGAGGGGCGCGGCUGCUACCCACUGGACGGUCACAUCUUGUGCAAGAGCUGCAGCGCCCGCCGGAUCCAGGACCUGUCUGCCAAAAUCUCCACCGACUGCUAGCGCCGCCCUGACACCCCCGUUUCACGCCCCCGUUUGUGUCCUAUUUCAUUUCUGCUGAGGAACCUUCCUGCCCAGGAGAAGACAGUGCCCUUGCUGACCAAGAUGUUACAGUUUAACUGGGCUACAAAAACAUGCAUGGGCACCAGACCAUCUCAAAGUCAUUGUCAGGCCAGCUAUUCCACAAAAGCCUGGUCGUCACCUCCGGCUGCCUUGAAGUGGCCCUUCUGGUUUGUAUAUCUGGGGGUAGAGGGAGGGUACAACCCUGCUGCCCAUCUUAAUGGCUACCUGCUCAAUUGCUACAUGGUUUUGUGUUUCCUGUCCUGUUCCUCUGCAGUUUUAAUCUGCAGCCUGCAGGAGGCACUGAAAUUUAAGUAAGACCCAUUUCACAUACAAAUUUGUAGUCCCACUAAUCAGCUGCUUCAUAGAUAUUCAGUGUCCGUACAGGUAGAAGACCAGAGCUAAUAUUUUGAGCAACGUAAUAGAUCUAAGGUACACCAUGGAAAGGAUUUACACGAAUGAGCAAAAGGUUCCUGUGCUGUAUGUUGAGAGGUGUCCAGCCUUUAGAUGUAAAGUCUGCAUCCUGUCACUAGCCCCGGUCAUGUGAUUGUAAAGGUAGCUCCAGUGGCUUAUGGGAUAGGGCACUGUCUGCUGUUGGAAUAAAGUCACAGAAACACCUUAAGGGGGGGGGUGCCCUGCUAAUAAUGGACAAUGUUCUCUGAGCCCAACACUAUUUUUUAUUUUAUUGUUUUUUUGCUUUUUUCCCCGUCCAUGUGAGUCAUACGGCUUUUUUGUUCUAAAUUUGGGAUGAAUCCCUCUCCUAGAGUGUAGAAUGUCACUUUUUUAUGUUUUUUUUUUUUAUUAUUUUUUUAUCAGAACUUUUCAGUGGAAUCUAGUGGGCGAGGAGCACUUGCUGACAUGGAACUUGAGCACUGAGAAUGUACUUGGAACAACUUAGUGUAACUGAGAUCCUUGUUUUCUACAUUUAGAAGUGUAGAAUAUGAAGGUUCUCUUUUGAUUGCUCAGUCAUGUUAAUGUGUGUUAUUUUUUUCCAGUUUUAUAAGUCGCAUAGAGCUGAAAGAGGUUUCAUUUUUUUGGUUGACUAUUGUUGGAGUCAGUUUAUUUGUUGCUGCAUUUUGCAUAGUUUUUUUUGGUUGUUUGUUUAAUCCUUGGGCAGAUGUGAGAGGUAUACAGAAAUCUGUGCUUUGGAGAUGCCUUUUCUGGACUGGAGUGAUGAUGUCACAGAAAUUGUUUCUUCGAAUGGUGCGAAAGACCCUGCCGAUGCGAAAAUGUUAAGACUGGAAGCUCAGGGAAGACUUUAGAACCUUCUGUGCCCUGGAAUAUUUCACAUUGAUAGCCUCCAUCGAGAUCUCAUUUUUGUUUGUAAUUGCAUUUUUUUUCAUUAAGGAUAUUAUUUUGAGCUACGUGUUUUACUUUUAGUGGAGUUAAUUUUGUUAGGUUUCUCCAGUACUGUGGUAUAUUUUUCUGCUCCCGCACCGACUGGGUGUUCGCCUUUCAAUGGGGAGUGUAGAGUAGCGUCUGAUGGUGUAGGACAGUCCACCGGUCUUGAUGGCAUGCCUGUUCCCCAUCAUCUUCCAGAAGGUGCGCUCUCACCCAUGGAUUGUGUCUCGUGGGCCUAACUUGUGGUUGGCAUGCUGCUCGCUACAGGGCUGAGCGCGUGUGCUUGUUCCCACAUAAAGGACCUUAACCAUAGCUGCAGGCUGUUUGAGGCAAUUGUCUUUAGCUUUGGCUUAAGUUGAUUGUAGGAAGCUCCUAAUAAAGCCAUUCAUUUUUA
Messenger RNA from Paramormyrops kingsleyae, 4144 nucleotides. It is a transcript of the gene trip6, whose product is annotated as thyroid hormone receptor interactor 6. Gene Ontology annotation, cellular component: stress fiber; focal adhesion. Gene Ontology annotation, biological process: cell-cell adhesion. The record is from RefSeq and is a predicted model, not a curated record. NCBI's taxonomy places the organism in Eukaryota, Metazoa, Chordata, Actinopteri, Osteoglossiformes, Mormyridae.